UCUGCCGUUCUCAGCAGUCGAAUGGCGGUUAUGACUUCUCGUGCAGUGACACUUCGGCCUUCAGGUGCCAGCUUUGGAAAUGUCGAGACAUUUGGGAAAAGAUGGAAUAAUCCGUUUCUGGGGAACAAGAGCAAGAAUAUUCUGAAACCUGGCGAGUCGACGCGGAAGAUUUUCGGGGUGAAAGUCCGGGCUGGAGCGACGAGAAAUAGGGAGAGCGCGAGGAAAUCCAAAUCUCAGCAAGGGGAGAAGGGGAAACAGCAGCAGCGUCAGCAGGAGAAGAAGCAGCCGACGAAUCAGGCGCUGACACCUCAGCAAAAGGUCGCAAACCUUAUCCGAUUCUCCCAAGAUGAGACUCUUCUUUUCGAUCCGCGCUCAGCCGAUCCCACCUGCACCAAUAGCAGCCAUAACGACAGCAGAGAUAGUAGCUUCAGCAGCAGGAGUGACAAUAACGAAGCCAGCCGCGAGCCAAUUAGGUGCAUCUACGCGUUCCCGAACGAGUACACCGUCGGAAUCUGCUCCCUCGGGUACCAACUGGUGUGGGCUUACCUCUCCUCCCGUCCGUCCGUCCACGUCACCCGCAUGUUCACGGACGCUCACGAUCCGUUCCCUAGAAACCCUAAUCUCCUGGGGUUCUCCUUCUCCUGGGAAUUGGACUACGUCAACGUGCUGAACAUUCUAGAAGAUCUGGGGAUCCCCGUGAGAUCGGAGGAGAGGUUAGAGAGUGGAUCCACGUGUUUUGUGUUCGGAGGGGGGGCGGUGCUCUCGGCCAAUCCGGAGCCGUUUGCGGAUUUCUUUGAUGUGAUUCUGAUGGGCGAUGGGGAGGAGCUGCUGGGAAGCUUCAUGGAUGCUUUCGAGGCGUGUGUGUCGGGGGGAGGGGGGGAGGGAGGGAGUGAUAGCAGCAGCAGCAGCAGCAGCGGAAGCAGCAGGCGGUUGGAGAUACUCUCUGCUCUUGCUCAGGUGCCAGGGGUGUACGUGCCUCUGCUGUACCGAGUAGAGUACCACAGCCCCACAGGGCCCAUUGCUAACGUGUCGCUCGUGCAGCUGCCAGCAGGCAGCAUGCUCCCAGCAGCGCCCCCUGUGGUGGAGAGGCAGACAUACCGCGGCAAGCAGCUGGCCACUUCAACGGUGGUGUCGCCGCGCAUGGCAUGGGAGGGCAUCUACAUGGUGGAGGUGGUGCGCAGCUGUCCCGAGGUCUGCCGCUUCUGCCUCGCCAGCUACUCUUCUCUGCCCUUCCGCCCUGCGGCCCUUGAGGACCACCUCAUCCCCGCUAUAGAGAGAGGCCUGCAGGUGACUAACCGCAUCGGCCUGCUGGGAGCGUCUGUGACGCAGCACCCCCAGUUUGAUGCUCUGCUGUCGUACCUGCUGCAGCCGCACAUGAAGGACAUUCGACUCAGCAUUGCCUCAGUGCGCACCAACACGGUGACCGCCAAGCUCUCAGCGGCCUUGGCGCAGUCGGGGACGCGGUCGCUCACCAUUGCCGUUGAGAGCGGGUCCGAGCGACUGCGCCGAGUGGUGAACAAGAAGCUGGAUUCAGCAGACAUCAUCGCAGCAGGAGUGAACGCGCAGGAGGGGGGGCUGUCAGGGUUGAAGCUGUACGGCAUGGUUGGGCUGCCCAGCGAGACGGAUGCUGACGUGGCAGCGACAGUGGGCAUGAUGAGGGAGCUAAGGAAGGCAGCCCCGAGGCUCAAACUCACGCUCGGAUGCUCCACCUUCGUGCCCAAGGCCCACACGCCCUUCCAGUGGCAGCCGGUGCAGCCCGCAGCAGAGGGGCGACUGAGACUGCUGGAGAAAGAAAUGCGGAAGGAGGGAGUGGAGUUCAGGCCGGAGAGCUACAAGUGGUCGGUGUGGCAGGCUGUUCUCUCAAGAGGCGAUCGCCGGCUGUCAAGGCUGCUGCAGCGGGCACGGGAGUUUGGGGGGUCGCAGGGCAGCUUUGGGCGCGCUUUCAAGGAGAUGAGGGGGCUAGUACCGCCACCUGAGUACUACGCCUUUAGACAGGUGGAUGAGAGUGAGGUGCUGCCAUGGUCGCACCUCUCAGGCUCCCUGCCUGUGGCAGUGCUCAGGCAACACGCAGCAGAGGCGGCCACACACUUUAUUUCUACAGGUUCCACUGACUCUUGACCCUGAAGGCACUCUGCCAGUGUGGUAGUGGAUGCUCAGAAACAGCUCAGCGCCUGGGCCAUGGCAUGUGAGUGACUUUUAAGCCUGACAUGACAUGUGGCCAGGUUUGCACUUAACAUUUAUUAUCCGUGUUUCUUGUACGGUGUCAGGCACAGCACCAGGCAUUUGAGAUAUCUUGUGCACUGCACUGUCGGCUUUGUGCAUGAAUGGAAUCAGGCCC
Closterium sp. NIES-67 is the source of this 2338-nucleotide messenger RNA. Lineage: Eukaryota; Viridiplantae; Streptophyta; Zygnematophyceae; Desmidiales; Closteriaceae. The record is from the annotation of a GenBank genome assembly.